This is a messenger RNA of Arabidopsis arenosa, 1685 nucleotides long. NCBI's taxonomy places the organism in Eukaryota, Viridiplantae, Streptophyta, Magnoliopsida, Brassicales, Brassicaceae. The record is from the annotation of a GenBank genome assembly.
UGUCUCGACAAUAUUUUCAGAAGACAAUCUUGAAGAGCAAAGAUUGUUCCUUUGUUGAUGAAUUGAGUGCAAGAGUGUUAUAUGAUGGCUACUGCAGCUGUUAUAGGACUCAACACCGGGAAAAGAUUGUUGAGUUCAUCGUUUUAUCACUCAGAUGUUACCGAGAAGUUUUUAUCUGUAAAUGAUCAUUGUUCAUCACAGUAUCAUAUUGCUUCAACGAAAAGCGGGAUAACUGCGAAAAAGGCGUCAUCAUCUAACUAUAGUCCGAGUUUUCCUUCAUCGAAUCGUCACACACAAUCUGCCAAGGCUUUGAAAGAGAGUGUAGAUGUUGCUUCUACUGAGAAGCCAUGGAUACAUAAUGGAACUGAUAAGGAAUUGGAAGAGGAAGGUUAUGAUGAUGAUCUAAUUGGUCAUUCUGUUGAGGCACUUUUACUGCUACAAAAGUCUAUGUUGGAGAAAAGUUGGAAUCUUUCGUUUGAGAAGGCGGCGUCAAGUGAGUCCUCGAGCAAGAGGACUAUCCGGAAGAAGAAGAUUCCGGUCAUCACCUGUUCAGGGAUUUCAGCUAGGCAAAGGAGGAUUGGUGCUAAGAAGAAAACUAAUAUGACUCAUGUUAAAGCAGUUUCAGAUGUUUCUAGUGGAAAGCAAGUCAGAGGUUAUGUGAAGGGUGUAAUAAGUGAAGAUGUGCUUAGUCACGCGGAAGUUGUGCGCUUGUCCAAGAAAAUCAAAUCUGGUCUUCGUCUUGAUGAUCAUAAGUCAAGAUUGAAGGAUAGAUUAGGCUGUGAGCCUUCUGAUGAACAGCUUGCAGUAUCCUUGAAGAUAUCUCGGGCCGAGCUUCAGGCGUGGUUGAUGGAAUGUCAUCUAGCUAGAGAGAAGUUGGCUAUGAGCAAUGUGCGUUUGGUUAUGUCUAUUGCUCAGCGAUACGAUAAUUUGGGAGCAGAAAUGUCUGAUCUUGUUCAGGGUGGUCUUAUCGGACUUUUGCGGGGAAUAGAGAAAUUUGAUUCUUCCAAAGGUUUCAGAAUUUCAACUUAUGUAUAUUGGUGGAUUCGACAGGGUGUCUCAAGAGCAUUAGUGGACAACUCAAGAACCUUGAGGUUACCUACUCACCUACAUGAAAGACUCGGUCUAAUCCGAAAUGCAAAGCUUAGACUUCAGGAGAAAGGAAUCACACCCUCUAUUGAUAGGAUUGCAGAGUCUCUAAACAUGUCGCAGAAGAAAGUUAGAAAUGCAACAGAGGCUGUAAGCAAAAUAUUUUCUCUAGACAGAGAUGCAUUUCCUUCUUUGAACGGUCUCCCUGGAGAAACUCAUCACAGUUACAUUGCGGAUAAUCGUUUGGAGAACAAUCCCUGGCACGGGUAUGAUGAUCUGGCACUCAAGGAGGAAGUAAGCAAGCUUAUAAGUGCAACACUCGGAGAACGGGAAAGGGAGAUCAUCCGAUUAUACUAUGGUCUAGACAAAGAAUGUCUCACAUGGGAAGACAUUAGCAAACGGAUAGGAUUAUCGAGAGAGAGGGUGAGACAGGUAGGGCUUGUGGCACUGGAGAAACUAAAACACGCAGCGAGGAAGAGAAAAAUGGAAGCAAUGAUCCUCAAGAAUUGAUUUUGUUUUUGUACAUUUUGAUUACAUCAGAGCCAUAGAGAGCGGUUGUGAAUGUGUAUAUAUACAGGAAACAAAGGGGGAAGAGUACU